Loa loa (African eye worm) is the source of this 441-nucleotide messenger RNA. RefSeq lists its product as hypothetical. The transcript has 2 exons. Bases 1 to 441 code for a protein of 146 amino acids. NCBI's taxonomy places the organism in Eukaryota, Metazoa, Nematoda, Chromadorea, Rhabditida, Onchocercidae. The record is from RefSeq and is a predicted model, not a curated record.
AUGGCUGAUUUUGAUCCGGAAGAUGGAAGAUAUACCGGAAUGAAAUUGGAAAAUGCAAAUUUUAUGCUACUGAAAAGCAAUAAAAAAUCAAACGAUUUGCAUUCUUUGCAACAUAGCAAUAAUGAAGCAUUACAAAAUACACACAUUAUGGAAGAAAUCGAUAUCACACAAAAUCAGCAACAGAAUGGACUGUCACAACAAACAUCAUUGGAACAGGCAUUAUGGCAUGAUGCGCAGUUGUCUCAGUAUGAGAUGAAAGAAGAUAUUCUUUCAUCAACAUCAAAUGUAUGCGACAAUCAAAUUGUAAAGCAAAUGCUUACAGAUCUUGUUACAACACAGAAAUGGAAAGCAUCAAGCGAUGAGCAACUAACAAGUUUACUACAAGCGGAAAUGUCAGAAUCACAAAAUAGCUCGGAUGAUGACGAAUUAUUACUAAAAUAA